Molecule: messenger RNA, 1556 nt
Organism: Abrus precatorius (Indian licorice)
Lineage: Eukaryota; Viridiplantae; Streptophyta; Magnoliopsida; Fabales; Fabaceae
Product: guanylate kinase 2-like
Exons: 11
Coding region: 219-1409 (396 amino acids)
Biological process (GO): purine nucleotide metabolic process
Cellular component (GO): cytosol
Molecular function (GO): GMP kinase activity
Source: RefSeq, a predicted model, not a curated record
CAAACUUUGUUUUCAUUCUUAUCAAAUAUUAAAAGUUGUUGAAACCCAAAAUACAAUUUUUUUUCUUUUCCCUUUUUUAAGGUUGUCAACAAGGGAAGACACAAGUUGAAACCUUGAACACUCUACCACCUCACAAAAAGACCAAACAAAGUUUGUUCUUUUCUGCACAUAACUUGCUGCUAUUACUAUAAGGAUUGAAUUCUGGAAAAGAUUUCUCCAUGGGAGAAGCUCCAACAUUCAUUCUUCAAGACCUGCAGAAUGGGACUACCAAUGGCUUUCAAUCUAAAAAGGGAACUUUUGAAACAGCUACAAUCAUUGGUGAUAAAAGGUAUGUCAUUGGGGGAACUGAUGGUAAAACUUUAUCAAUAAAAGUUCAAAUUCUAAACAACUGUCUUGGGGAAUGGAUUGAUCCCUUUGUGCUAGGCACCAAACCCAUUUCAAGUAAUGGCCACUCGGCCGUAUUUUUGAAAGACCGAGUGCUAAUUCUUAAGAAAAAUGCUAAGCCAGAUGAUUGUAUAUGGUUUCUGGAGGUAGACACACAAUAUGUCAGGCAGCAAAGAAAAAAUUUGGGGACUGAGGUUGUUGCAUGGAGUAAGGGUGUGGUAGGGCAUGCUGAGAAACCUAUUAUUGUUAGUGGUCCAUCUGGAGUAGGUAAAGGAACAUUAAUAUCAAUGCUCAUGAAGGAAUUCCCAUCUAUGUUUGGUUUCUCUGUGAGCCACACAACCCGUGCACCAAGAGGUACCGAGAAAGAUGGUGUCCAUUACCAUUUUACUGAAAAGAGUGUUAUGGAGAAAGAUAUCGAAGAUGGAAAGUUUCUGGAGUUUGCUUCUGUCCAUGGUAAUCUAUAUGGGACCAGUGUUGAGGCUGUUGAAAUGGUAUCAGAUGCAGGGAAAAGAUGUAUUCUUGAUAUUGAUGUUCAAGGAGCAAAAUCUGUGAGGGCUAGUUCUCUUGAAGCCAUAUUCAUCUUUAUCUGCCCCCCGUCAAUGGAAGAGCUAGAGAAGCGUCUUCGUGAUCGAGGGACGGAAACAGAAGAACAAAUCUUGAAGCGAUUGCGAAAUGCUCGGGACGAGAUUGAGCAAGGAAAGUCAUCAGGCAUAUUUGAUACCAUCUUACACAAUGACAAACUUGAGGAGUGUUAUGAGAAUCUGAAGAAAUUACUAGGACUUGAUGGUUGUGUCACUCCUUCACCUAAUUCAGCAGCAGGAGAGAUCAAUCUUCCAAUUUACCAUGCAGUGUCAACAAUUGAUGACAAAAUCGUCAUAAACUCUUCAGGACUACAAAAGGAAUCAAAUAACCGGAUCAUGUUAGAUGUGUCGUCACUUAAAGGGGGUGCACCUGGACGAACAAGAGGACUUGAUUUUCAAGUCAUCGACUCUUUUUCAGAUGGCAAUGGGAAUGGACCAAUUUGACAUUCAAUGAACUUGGCCAAACUAACUUGGUUUUUCUCCAUUCAUACGUUAUUAUAACUUGAGAAAAUAGGUCACGAUAAGAGGCGCACUAGGUUCAUUUCUUAAGAUGUUUUUUCAUCUCAUGUUAUGACAGUUGAAUUUGACUUG